This is a messenger RNA of Eleginops maclovinus (Patagonian blennie), 2912 nucleotides long. Its product is annotated as deoxynucleoside triphosphate triphosphohydrolase SAMHD1-like. Gene Ontology annotation, molecular function: dGTPase activity; protein binding. Bases 139 to 1995 code for a protein of 618 amino acids. The transcript is spliced from 16 exons. NCBI's taxonomy places the organism in Eukaryota, Metazoa, Chordata, Actinopteri, Perciformes, Eleginopidae. The record is from RefSeq and is a predicted model, not a curated record. Gene Ontology annotation, cellular component: nucleus. Gene Ontology annotation, biological process: dGTP catabolic process; defense response to virus; regulation of innate immune response.
AUUUUUCACCGCCAGAGUGUCUUCUGGGCAAGUCACUCGAUCAGCUGGUGGAGUCGACAAGGAAACAUUACCGGCUGUAAUCCUUCAGUGUUUUACUCCUCUUACUAAAGCAAUUCUCCGCCAGUCUAUCGGACCAAUAUGGAGAACCGAAAACGACCAUUGGAGGCGGCUGGGACCCACAACGACUGCUUCAAAACGCCGGAGAAAAGGAUGUCAGUGGUCCGGCUGCUGGACUCCGACUACAUGCAAUGGGGAGUGGAGGAAACAUGUCAGUACCUGCGAACAGAAGAUCUCGGAGGGUGGGAAGAUACAUUUAAAGCACAAAAAAUCACAGGUGUUGGGCUGCAGUAUCUCAAGGAUGGUGAUCUGGAGAGGAUUGGUAUAAAGUGCCUUGGUGACCGUCUGAAGAUCCUUCAUAGCUUCAGGAAGCUGUGGCAGAUAGGAGCAGUGCCAAAUAAGGUGUUUAAUGAUCCGAUUCAUGGGCAUGUGGAGUUGCACCCUCUUCUCGUCCGAAUCAUCGACACGCCUCAGUUCCAGAGACUACGAAACCUGAAGCAGCUGGGUGGGACCUACUAUGUUUUCCCCGGAGCAUCGCACAACCGGUUUGAACACAGCAUUGGAGUGGGUUACUUGGCAGGGCGGCUUGUGCAAGCUCUGAACGAGAGGCAGCCAGAGCUCCUCAUCUCUCCCAGGGACAUCCUUUGUGUGCAGAUCGCUGGGCUCUGCCAUGACCUGGGUCAUGGGCCGUUCUCCCAUAUGUUCGACAGCAAGUUCAUCCCCACAGCACGUCCAGGAAUUUCCUGGAAUCAUGAGACCGCCUCUCUGAGCAUGUUUGACUACCUGGUGAAUGACAAUGGCCUGAAGCCGGUGAUGGAGCAGCAUGGCCUGGUGCUGCCCGAGGACUUCGUCUUCAUUAAGGAACAGAUUGCUGGACCACCAAACCCUGUUUCAGUUCAAGACAAGAAGUGGCCAUACCAUGGCCGUCCAGAACACAUGUCCUUCCUUUAUGAAGUUGUGGCCAAUAAAAGGAAUGGCAUUGAUGUGGACAAGUGGGAUUACUUUGCCAGGGACUGCUACCACCUGGGCAUCCAGAAUAACUUUGACUAUCAUCGCUUCUUGAAGUUCGCCAGGGUGUGUGAGGUAGAUGGGCAGAAGCACAUCUGCACCAGAGACAAGGAGGUGGGCAAUCUGUAUGACAUGUUCCACACAAGGAACUGUCUCCACAGAAGAGCCUACCAGCACAAAGUGAGCAACAUCAUAGAGGCUAUGAUCACAGAAGCCUUUUUAAAAGCAGACAAGCACAUCCAGAUUGAAGGCUCAGAAGGGAAGAUGUUCACCCUCUCCACAGCCAUCGAUGACAUGGAGGCCUACACCAAGCUGACAGAUCAUGUGUUUGAACAAAUUCUCCACUCUUCCUCUCCGGAGCUGGCUGAGUCGAAGCAGAUUCUACGCAACAUCGUCUGUCGACGCCUCUAUAAGUGUCUUGGCCAAACUCAGGCAGACAAACCCUUGAUUGUCACCCCGGAGAUACUUCGCAGCUGGGAAAAGGAUCUGGCUGAAUCCAUCCCUCAGAGCUCCAUGGAUGUCAGUCUGCAGCCGGAGGACUUUGUAGUUAGUGUCAUCUGUAUGGACUAUGGGAUGAAGGAUAAGAACCCCAUCAACAAUGUGCAUUUUUAUUGCAAGGAGGAUCCGACCAAAGCCAUCAAGAUCUGCAAGAACCAGGUGUCUAAACUUCUCCCAGAGCAGUUUGCAGAGCAGCUCAUCAGGGUUUACUGCAAGAAGACUGACGACAGAAAUCUGGAGGCUGCCAAGAAACAGUUUGUCCAGUGGUGCAUUAACAAGAACUACUCAAAGCCUCAGGAUGGAGAUAUAAUAGCACCUGAGCUGACGCCUCUGAAAGCCAGCUGGUCGAACAACAAUGAGGGCGAGGAUGCUGAGGUAAAUGAUGCUCCUUUGAAUGGAAAGAAGAAAGCCAAAGUUCAGCUUUUAUUCUAAGUGGGAGGAAGGAAGCAAACACCCCCUCUGUGACACAUCGGAAAGAUGAGACCGUGCUAGGUAAAAUUGUAUUUUUCUAUGAGGUGAGUGGUAGUGAGUGCAGCAAAGUCAUAAAAUAUAAUUCUGUUUGAAAUAUUAAAACGGUUCCUAUGACCAAAGACAUUUUUUCCAACUUUAAAAAUAGUUGUUGCAUAUUCGGGGCCUUUACUCAGGGUUUUUACACAGAUCACUGAUCCAUAUCAUAUACAUCUUUGUUGUAGUUUGAUCCUUUGAAAUCAGGUUUUUAUUUUGGGCUCUUAACAUUUGAAAUGGUCAUGUUUUAAGUCGGUGUGCUACCCAACAGCCUACUAUCAUGCCUGUGUGUUAUGAUCAAUAAAUCAUGGUCAAUUUGAAUGUUUUACUCUGAACAUGUGCACAGUAUAUUUCAGGGCAGUGUUUUCUUUACAGCAUCAAACAACAAUGUGUUUUUAUUUUCUUCUCAAAACUGGGUACAUUAUAACUGCUGUCAGAGGUUUCUGUGAACACACAGUUUCUGACAUUUACAAUGAGCCUUUGUUUUAACCUCACCUUAGUUUGACCUGUCUUUAAAAUAUAUUUAUUUAAGUUCUGGUUGUGUGUUUUGCAGUUCUUUAUUUAUUGUUCUUACAGUAAGUUGUUAAGCUUGUUCAUUUGGGGUUUUUCAACUUAUUGGUCUGUGCAACAUGUUUAAAUGUUAUUUUUGAUACCAUCUAAACAUGUUUCUCUUUCCAAAAUGUGAUGUGAUCUUGCCUCAUAGCUGGUUGUUUUAUUUUGCUGAUUGUGUAAAAAAAAAGAACAUGUUUGAAACAGUGCUAGGGGGACAUUUACCAAGGGAAUGUUAUUUUUAUUCGAUUGAAAGGAGUUGAAAAAUGUUUGAAAAUAAAACUCUUUCUCUCAGA